This is a messenger RNA of Dentiscutata heterogama, 156 nucleotides long. Lineage: Eukaryota; Fungi; Glomeromycota; Glomeromycetes; Diversisporales; Gigasporaceae. The record is from the annotation of a GenBank genome assembly.
AUGUCAGUGUUGCAAUUUGCUAAUAGUGGGAAUCUUAGAGAAUAUCUUAGGUCACAUUUUUCAGAACUAGAGUGGAUAAAUAAACUUCAUAUUGCGAAAGAGAUAGCACAGGGCCUUGCAUUCUUACAUAAUUUAAAUAUUAUUCACCAGAAUCUU